UUGGUUGGCCCAACAAACAAUCACAGACAUUAAACUGUUACUGUUAGUUACCUAAAGAGUAAGAUACCCUUGUGUUUCUGCCCACUUUUCUUACUCUCUAAAGAUAGCAGCUAACUUUGAGGGUCAAGAGAGAGAAAGAAUGAUUAGAGCUGAUAAAACAUGUGAUGAGUCUUUCAGCUUUACAACACACUUCCAUCUUCUAAAGUGAUAAUAGAUCAACCCACUUUCUAUUUCCUUUUUUCCUUUAUACUCAAUACAUUGUUUAGAAGAAAAAAAAAAGACAUCUCACCACCUGCUUUUACAGCUAAAGCUUAGAUAUGAAGAUGGGGAGGAGUCAUGAAACGAUGAUGACCAGAAUCCCCACUUCAGAUCCUCAAGAUACCACCACUUCAGAUAUAAUGGACUCAGUCUGGAAGCUUUAUGACAACCCUUACUACUGUUGUUCACAGCAGUCUCAACAGCAUCAACAACAACAACGCAAGUCUUUUAUUUGGGAUCUGAAUUUCAUAAGGGUCUUCAUGGAGUCUGAACUAGAGAAAGCUCGAGCCGAGAUCAAGGGGCUGAAGGCAGAGCUGGACUACGAGAGAAAAGCUAGAAGACGGGCGGAGAUGAUGAACAUGAGGCUGGCCAAAGAUGUGGAGGAGGAGAGGAAGGGUAGAGAAGCUGAGGAGAUGCAAUACAAGCGGCUCUUAAAGGAGAGAUCGUCUGAGAAAGCAGAGAUGGUUAGGAUGAGACAAGAGGUUGAGGAAGAGAGACAGAUGCAUAGGUUGGCAGAUGUUUUGAGGGAAGAGAGAGUUCAGAUGAAGCUGUCGGAUGCUAGGCUUUUCUUGGAGGAGAAGCUAUCUGAGUUAGAGGAGUCCAAUAAAGAAAAGGACAAGGAGAGGAACAUGAUCAUGAAAACAAAGAUACUGGAUAGAGCGAGUAGUACACCUGCGAGUAGGUGUGAGAAUCCACACAUAAAGAGAGGGAUCAAAGGGUUUGUGGAGUUCCCUAGAGUUAUGAGAGCAAUAAGAUCAAAAAGUGAGAAAUGGGGUUCGAAGAUCGAGGGCCAAAAGGUUCAGCUCAAGACUCUUCUCAGACAAAAGACCACUCCAAGAUGUGCUUCUGUUCACUCAUCUGUUUGAUACUGUAAAAGCUUAGAUUCCCUCUCAUUUGUACCUGAAUAAUCUAUAUCUAAGCUGGAAACUGUACUUUAAGAACACUCUUUGUUUGUACUAAUAUUCAGUGGAUUUUGCACCAUGAAGCUAAUUAGACUUUGUUUUUUUUUUCUUUCAUUUUCUCCAUUUUUCAUUUUACUUCAAAUAUUGAUACUUACCAUUUGAAAUGUAAAGCAUAUGUUUAUAGUCUAAUUAGCUUCAUGUUCGGAAUCAAACUAGCAAAUACUGAAUAAAUUUGAACUUGCUUCGGUGGUUACGGUA
Raphanus sativus (radish) is the source of this 1418-nucleotide messenger RNA. Its product is annotated as protein BRANCHLESS TRICHOME. The transcript has a single exon. The record is from RefSeq and is a predicted model, not a curated record. The coding region runs from base 318 to 1124 and encodes 268 amino acids. NCBI's taxonomy places the organism in Eukaryota, Viridiplantae, Streptophyta, Magnoliopsida, Brassicales, Brassicaceae.